UAUGUCUGUAGAGGGAACGAUAUCGAGGCAAAUCAAGUCGAUACUCAAAACAUUCAUGCAAUACUCUAAGUUCAGAGUUGUCCACGUUCGGCCCAGCCGAAACUGUUGUGAUGACAAUGUUCCUACAUGCUGCUAAUCACGGCACUGUUGCUCCGGUGCAACGUUUGAUAGACCAUCCACACUGGCUAGGUAGAGUCCAAACCCCGCAGAUCGUUAUCAGUAAGCCAGUAUGUUCGAGCAUUUAUAUAGCCCUCUUGGCGCCCUCCUCAAUUCCAAUUAUUCCCACUUGAAGCUCCCUCUUGAACUCUUCACAAAAUGUUGCUCAAAUCCCCCACAGGAACCUGGAUACCAGCGUGGGUCCCUCAAUCUACACUCAUCCUCUCCUGCCUCCUCAUGAUCUGCUCCAUGGUCCAAUCCUGCACUGGCGGAUAUGACGGCUCCAUGCUCAACGGCCUCAACAUCCUACCUUCAUACACAGAUUAUUUCAAGCUCAACGCUGCAACCACUGGAUUAAACACUGCAUCAGUAUUCAUAGGUGGAUUUUUCGGACCUAUAUUUGCAGGCGUUUUUGCUGAUCGCCUUGGCCGUCGACCUGCCAUUUUUUGGGGAUCUGUGGUGACUCUGAUCGGAGUGCUUCUGCAAACGGCUGCACAGAAUGUCGCGAUGUUUGUUAUUGCGCGUAUUGUGUUGGGGUUUGGGUCUGCUGUGUCCGGGAUUGCGGGUGGCGUGUAUCUGUCGGAGACAUUUCCGAGUCGGUGGCGUGCGUGGGGUGUUGGUUUGCUGAAUGACUUUUACUAUGUUGGUGCUCUGAUUGCAGCUGGAAUUACUCUCGGUACAGGGAAGUGGGACUCGACGUGGGCAUGGAGACUUCCUUCACUCCUCCAAGGAAUAUUCUCGCUUCUUUGUAUCAUUAUUCUGCCCUUUAUUCCCGAAUCCCCUCGCUGGCUCGUCCACCAAGAGCUCUUCCAAGAAGCUCGUACCGUCGUAGCGCAGACAAAUGCCGAUGGCGAUGAAAUGAACCCCAUCGUCCUCGUCGUAUACAAGGAAAUUAUCGAUACAAUUGAGUGGGAGAAGAAAGAGGGACGAACUAUGAGUCCGAAAGAAAUGAUAAAGACGCCAACAGCAAGGAAGAGGUUUCUCAUCGGCAUGUCCCCUGGCCCGUUUUCGUGUAUCGCGGGGAAUAUUAUUGCAUCGUACUACCUUGGUGCGGAGCUGGACACAGCUGGUAUCACGAGCACUGACCAGCAAUUGAAAGCAAACGUGGUCUUGAACGUGUGGUGUCUCCUCUGCGCUUUGGCAGGCACACAUCUCCUAGCGAGGUGGGGUCGAAAACCAACAGCUAUCUUGUCCGAAUGCCUUCUAGUCAUCUGUCUGUUCAUCAUUGGUGGGCUUUCAAAGAUGUACGCCGAUGAUCCAGGUAAUGCAUCUCAAAGCCUGGUCUACGGCGACGUGGCUGUCAUGUUCCUGUUCCAAGGAUUCUAUUCGGUUGCUUGGACACCGCUUCUGUACCUCUAUCCGCCCGAGGUGAUGAACUAUUCUAUCCGUGCUAAUGGCCUGGCCUUUUCUUCUUUUGCUUUGAAUGCUUUUGCACUUGUGUUCGUGUUCAUCAUGCCAAUCGGACUUGACAAUAUCGGAUGGAAGAUGUAUAUGGUGAAUGGCUCCUGGGACAUCGUUAUUGUCAUCCUCAUCGUCGUCUUCUGGGUGGAAACCAAAGGCAAGACACUCGAAGAGAUCGACGCAAUAUUCGAAGGAAAAAAGCACUCCAACGUACCAGAUGUAGAGAUGGUGCGGAAUGGCAAGGUGGAUAUCGAUAUUAGAGAGCUUGAACCUGAGCUGCACAUGGGAGAGGCGGCUGCGAAAGCGAAGGAAAAUUGAGUCACAGUUCAACCCGGUCAAUCCAGUGUCGCAACCGCUUCAUCAGACGCAUAAGCGAAAGCAGUUUUACCACCUUUAUCUAUCUAAAUAAUCAAAUAUCUUCCUUCGACAAAACCGUGGGCGGCCAGUACGACGGCUCAGGUCAAAGCGGUUCGCAUACGAACACCAACUAACGGCAGAUCGAACUGGUAAACGUGUUCAAUUACGUUUAUAGAUUGGUACCUCACACGCAUCCGAGUGUGGGCUUUUAAUUGAAUUUUGCUUUUUUGGCGCUCGCUCUGGUUUCAAGUUUUCUGUGUGUAUUGCAAGGGGUCCGUUUCUGUUGUUUGUUUACUCGUGGUCGAUUUUGUUUAUUUGCCGAUAAGCGAGGCGAGUGAACUACGCCGACUUAGAUUACUAUGAAUUACAGCAUGGCGCCACAAUACCCUGAAUAUAUACAAUGAAGUAGUCCGCUUCUAUAUGCUCAUGCUGAUGCUGGUAGACAAUGGUCAUACAACUACGACAUCCGUAUCUUCCUUUGCUUUCUUCACGCUCUUCCAUCCCAGACCACAACUGAACACAACACCAACGACAGCCAGACUAGCGAUCAAGUAGAACACGUGGUUGACCGCCUCGUUAUAGGACAGAAUCACACCAGGUACUGACGUACUCGGGAUGAUGUGUCUGAAAUCCCUCGCACCCGCGACAGUGACCUGUCCAUAGCUGACAUGUGGAGCAUGGGCCUUGAGGGCAUCUUCCAGACCACUGUUGAACACGGCUUGCGCAAUAGCGAGAGAGAUUGAUCCGCCGAUGGACUGUCCAAACAUCAUGAUUGACAUGCUGACUGGAUGCUCGAUCUUCGCCAGUGUGUUUUGGACUGCUAUCAUAGGCUGACGACAGGUUAGCAUGUACUUGAGCAGCGGAAAAGAUAACAAUACCAUUUGAAGUGCACAACCACGAC
This is a messenger RNA of Cadophora gregata, 2815 nucleotides long. RefSeq lists its product as uncharacterized. The coding region runs from base 316 to 1875 and encodes 519 amino acids. Gene Ontology annotation, biological process: transmembrane transport; carbohydrate transport. Gene Ontology annotation, cellular component: membrane. Lineage: Eukaryota; Fungi; Ascomycota; Leotiomycetes; Helotiales; Ploettnerulaceae. The record is from RefSeq and is a predicted model, not a curated record. Gene Ontology annotation, molecular function: carbohydrate:proton symporter activity. The transcript is spliced from 6 exons.